Zootoca vivipara (common lizard) is the source of this 9592-nucleotide messenger RNA. RefSeq names its product DEAD-box helicase 31 (gene DDX31). Gene Ontology annotation, molecular function: nucleic acid binding; RNA helicase activity; ATP binding. NCBI's taxonomy places the organism in Eukaryota, Metazoa, Chordata, Lepidosauria, Squamata, Lacertidae. The record is from RefSeq and is a predicted model, not a curated record.
GGGUGCCGGUGGGGUAACGACUCAAGUGUGCAAAACUCUGGGAGUGUGUAUUGGAAGUUUCUACUGCUGUUCCCCUAAAAGCCUGGUAUUAAAUCGAUUUCUGGGUCCCCUAACUCCCUGUCAGAAGUGCUUCGUUUCAACCAGCCAUGGAAUGCGAUGAGGGGCUGUUCAUCAACGUCUGCCAGCCUCCUUCAAGUUUGCGGCCCCGCACUCAGCAGAGGACAGCUUCAAAGCCACAGCAUGGCAAGGCAAAAAAGUCUGGGCAAAUAAAAUUUGAAUGCCCCCAGGAAGGGACUCCACUAAAGCGGAAGGCAGCUCCACCUUCACCCCAAACCAGGAGACCACAGAAGAAAGCUAAAAGUGGCAUCAAAGAAGCAGGGUUGCCAAAGUCUCGUUCAGAGAAGCCUUUAACUGAUGCAAAGGACAGUGACGCCAGCAGCAACAGACCUUUUGUUAAGACUUCCUGCCUCUUCAAAAACAACCCUGAAAUUCCAGACAUUCAGAGAACAUCAGUGAAGCAAGUGCAAGAGAAAGUUUUCACUUCAGACUCCUUUGAUCAGCUGGGCCUCCAUCCCCAUUUGGUUUCAACCCUAAUCUCUGUCUUAAAAAUAUCUAGCAUGACCAGUGUUCAGAAGCAAACUAUUCCCAUACUAUUGCAAGGAAAAGAUGCGCUGGUGAGAUCGCAGACAGGUUCUGGUAAAACUCUGGCCUACGGAAUCCCUCUAGUACAGGCCUUGCAAAGAGCAGAGCCGAAAAUACAGCGUAGUGAUGGUCCGUAUGCUCUCGUACUGGUCCCAACCAGGGAGCUAGCCCUGCAGAGCUUUGAAACUGUCCAGAAACUGUUAAAGCCCUUUACCUGGAUUGUUCCUGGCGUGUUGAUGGGAGGAGAGAAGAAAAAGUCUGAGAAAGCCAGAUUACGCAAAGGAAUAAACAUCCUAAUUGCCACUCCUGGCCGCCUGGUGGACCAUAUCAACUCCACCAAAUGCAUUCACUUCCACCGCAUCCAGUGGCUGAUCCUGGAUGAGGCGGACAGGAUCCUGGAUCUGGGUUUUGAGAAGGCAGUCACUGCGAUACUGAAUGCUGUAAAUGCUGGCUGUGAGAAGCGGCAAAACGUUCUUUUGUCGGCAACGCUUACAGAAGGAGUCUCAAGGUUAGCUGACAUCAGCUUGCAUGAUCCUGUUUACAUUUCCAUUGCGGAAGGAUCAAACACUUCCAGGGCAGAAGUGUGUGCUAAGGAGGAUGCCAGUGUCCCUCCAGUGAGCCUGGAACAAAGGGGAUUUGCUGUACCGGAAAACCUCCAGCAGAAUGUUGUGGUUGUCCCAAGCAAGCUAAGGCUUGUGACGCUGGCUGCAUUUAUCCUUGGGAAGUUGAAGUUUGAAAAAUGCAACAAGAUGAUUGUCUUCUUCUCCAGCUGUGAGCAGGUGGAGUUUCACCACACCCUCUUCCACAAAGUCUUGGCUGCGGACCUUGAGCAGCCGUGGCUUCCUCCUUCGCUCUUGACGUUCGCACGCUUGCAUGGUGACAUGAAGCAAGAGGAGAGGACAUCUGUCUUCCAGGACUUCUUGCAAUCAAAGACGAGCAUUUUACUCUGCACAGACGUUGCUGCUCGUGGAUUAGACCUGCCACAGGUUACCUGGAUUGUACAGUAUAAUCCUCCAGCUUCGCUUGCCGAAUAUGUCCACCGUGUUGGGAGGACAGCUCGGAUUGGCAGUCACGGGAACAGCCUGCUCAUCCUUGCACCUUCAGAGGCGGAAUAUGUCAACUUCUUGGCUUCUUGCAAGAUUAAUGUUUCAGAGAUGAAGAUGGAAUCUGUCCUGUCCAGCUUGAUGAAAGAUGACCGUUUCAAGGGGAGCCAGAGGGGAAAUAAGAAGUUCCACAGCAAUGACCCCCAGGAAGUGCGACGCAGAGCCACCAUCUUGCAGACUGAAUUCGAGAAUUACGUCCACUCUAAUGCAGAAACUGUUCAGCGGGCCAAAAAAGCUCUGCAGUCUUUCAUUCGGUCGUAUGCAACCUACCCAGCCAGCCUCAAGCACAUCUUCCACGUCAAGUCUCUCCAUCUGGGCCAUGUGGCAAAGAGCUUUGGGCUCCGGGACGCCCCUAAGAAUCUCAGUGCCACCUCUGCCUUCCCAAAGCAAGCAAAGAACCAGAAGCAGAAAAGGCGUGAGUUUCUUCUCAAGAAAACUCGGGGCAAGCGCCGUCUGGCCGAAAUCUUGCAGUCUGAAUACUCGAGUGGCUUGGACAUGGUUGCAUCUAAGGUCAAGAGGAAGAAAAAGCUGGCCAGCCUGGGAACUGAAAGAUGAGCCAGAAAUUCUCAGCCUCUACCAAGACAGCUGAGACUCACAGUAGCUGCAAUCUGGAAGUAUCACAAAAAAUUGAGGUGCUUCUUCCCCCACCAACCCCUUUUGCAAAGCCUACUCCAGGGAAAGGGAAAGCAAAAUUCAGAACAGCAUUGUCCUGUAUGAAAUUUAAAGGUGUGCUGGUUGUAACAACUUUUAACCAAAACUUUCUUUUGGGGUGGGGUUAUGAAUGCAGAGUGGAGCCUGCAACCCCUGGAACAGUGGUAAUGGUGAAAGCGGUAGUCCUCCUAAUUAUAUUCAUUGUAAUUUUUUUUAUAUAUUUACCUUACAUGAGUCGCCUUAGGAAGAACUUUAUUCUUGAAGGAUGCUGUAGAAAUAUAUUGAAUGAAUGAAUGAAUGAAUGAAUGAAUGAAUAAAUAAAUAAAUAAAUAAAUAAAUAAAGGAAGUGUGUGUGUGUGUAUGUGUGUGUGCAUACAUAUGUAUAAACUUCUAUGACUUCUUCAGUCUGCUUUACAAAGGAUGGAUGGGGGACUCCAACUCCUAUCAACUCCAGCCAGCAUAGGCCAAAAGCCAGGGAUCAUAGAAUCAUAGAGUUGGAAGAGACCACAAGGGCCAUCCAGUCCAACCCCCUGCCAAGCAGGAAACACCAUCAAAGCAUUCCUGACAGAUGGCUGUCAAGCCUCCGCUUAAAGACCUCCAAAGAAGGAGACUCCACCAAACUCCUUGGCAGCAAGUUCCACUGUCGAACAGCUCUUACUGUCAGGAAGUUCUUCCUAAUGUUUAGGUGGAAUCUUCUUUCUUGUAGCUUGAAUCCAUUGCUCCGUGUCUGCUUCCCUGGAGCAGCGGAAAACAACCUUUCACCCUCUUCUAUAUGACAUCCUUUUAUAUAUUUGAACAUGGCUAUCAUAUCACCCCUUAACCUUCUCUUCUCCAGGCUAAACAUACCCAGCUCCCUAAGCCGUUCCUCAUAAGGCAUUGUUUCCAGGCCUUUGACCAUUUUGGUUGCCCUCCUCUGGACACGUUCCAGCUUGUCAGUAUCCUUCUUGAACUGUGGUGCCCAGAACUGGACACAGUAUUCCAGGUGAGGUCUGACCAGAGCGGAAUACAGUAGUACUAUUACUUCCCUUGAUCUAGAUGCUAUACUGUACUCCUAUUGAUGCAGCCCAGAAUUGCAUUGGCUUUUUUAGCUGCUGCAUCACACUGUUGACUCACGUCAAGUUUGUGGUCUACCAAGACUCCUAGAUCCUUUUCACAUGUACUGCUCUCAAGCCAGGUGUCACCCAUCCUGUAUUUGUGCCUUUCCUCUUUUUUUGCCCAAGUGUAGUACUUUACAUGAUGGGAGUUGUAGUCCAGCAACAUCAAGAAGGCGACAGGUUCCCCAUUCAUUGUACAAAGGAGGAUGUUUAUUUUUAAAAGAUUAGAAGGAUGGGCUGUUAAGCUGUGACACAGAGUGCCUUGAAGGUGGUGGACUCUUCUUGGCUAAAGGUUUUUCAGCAGAGGGUACGACACCCCCCCCCAACCCCAGACAGGGUACUGUAGCCAGUCGUACAGAGAUACACGGCAGAUUAUUUUUUGCAUCUUUGAGGGUGAUUUGAGUGAUCCAGGUAUACAGAUACACAACAGAACUGUCCUAGCAGAGGCAAGUUAAGAGGUCUGGGAAGCUGCCAUAUACUGAGUCAGACCAUUGGCCCACCCAGCUCAGCAUUGUCUACACUGACUGGCACUGGCUUUCCAGGAUGUUACGCACAAAGCAGAAGCUUCACCACUGAGCUAGGACCAGAACAGUGACUUAAACAGAGAUGCAACUGACAGCAUCCUCCAUGUGCUUGCUUUUGUAUUUCCAUGAUUUUUUCAAAUCCAUUUAUUUCUUGUGGCUCAAUAGUUCUGGAAUUUCUGCCCCAUGUUAUUUGCAACUGUCCUGAUAGCCUCCAAACUCUUAUCACAGGACAUCUGUUCAUGCAAUGUGUUCGCUACAUAUCUACACAGAAAUAGUAAGUCCCAUUGAGCGUUUCAGCCUUACGACUAUUUUAUCAAUUCCUAUUGCCUUCAUAUUUUGAUUUACACCAGCAGCUUUGGUCUAUAACCUUUUUUUCUAGGGUUGUAUGCUUUCACCUACAAUAUUUCAAAUUGAUUUUUUUUUAUUAAAAAAAAAUCCCUUUGCCGAAGUGAAACCUUUCAACUCCUUUCCCAAAUGUGUCUUGGCGAGGACAAAUUUCAAUCUUGCCAUUUUCCUGUCGUGUUAGAAAGGGUUGUCGUUCAUUAACGUGCGAGAUGGCAUCGCUGGGAGCUACAAGGGCAAUUAAAUAGCACAGAACGUCUUUGAUUUGCAUUUCUGGGCUGUGUAAAUGUAAGGAAGGCCGUUGCUGGAUUAUUCUCUCUCUCUUCCAAUGAAAAGCGCAAGUUGUUCCUUUGAUAGAUUUUUAAUAUGAUUUUAAAAGAGUUUUGUUUGGCCUCAUUCUUAGGCAAUGAGAUUAAUUUAAAGCACUUAUCCCCUGGGUUUAAGUCAAUCCAUGUAGGCCUUUGGACAGAGGGCUUCUUUAGGGGAGGGGGGGGACUUUGUUUGCAGUGCCUCUGAAAGAGACUCUUUUCCCACUUUAUUAACCCCAGAGCUGGGGACAAUCCCCUCCUCCGCCCUCUCACAACCUUCUUAUACACACACACACUCACACACAGAAAAAGAAACCCUAGAGAUUUACCAAAUUCAGCCCCUGACCUGGGCUUCUGGGCUUCUUUUCUCAUGUAAAACCAACACCUUUCAAAAGGGAGAUGUUUGACUUAAUGAGCUGCUUCUGCUUCCUUGAUGUUUUGUGGGUUGUUUUUUUUUUUUUUAAAGAAUCCACCAAGUAGAACACUAGAAAACUCCAUUCUUAAAAGAAAAAAAAUCAACAACGGGAACUUUUAAUGGUAAUCUAAGUCUGCAUAUGCACCAUGUAUUUGAAACGCCGUUAUACCAUUUUAAACAGGCAUUACUUCCCCCCCCCAAAAAAAACCCACCACCAAAAAAAAACACCACCCUGGGAACUGUAGUUUAUUCAGAGUACUGAGAAUUGUUAGGAGACCCCUUCUCACACAGCUAUAGUUCCCAAUGUUCCCUGGGAAGAGGCAUUGGUUAUUAAACCCUUCUGGGAACUGUAGUUCUGUGGGGAAUAAUAAUCUCCUAACAACUCUCAUUUUGAGCUCCUUGGAUGAAAGCUGGGAUAGAAAUGUCAUAAUAAUAACAACAAAUAAUUAUAACUCCUUCUUCUUCUUCUUCUUCUUCUUCUUCUUCUUCUUCCUAUUAUUAUUAUUAUUAUUAUUAUUAUUAUUAUUAUUAUAUGCCUGUUGUCUUUGCCCAUGGCAUUUUCUUGGCAGGGAGGGAUACUGGAGUGGCUUACCAGUUCCUUCUCCAGGUGGAUCACGUUUAGUCAAAACUCUCCACUAUGACCUGUCCAUCUUGGGUGGCCCUGCAUGGCAUAGCUCAUAGCUUCUCUGAGUUAUUCAAGCCCCUUCGGCACGACAAGGCAUUGAUCCAUGAAGAGGAUCGAUGCCUCUUAUAUAUCAAUUAUAUAUAUACUCGAGUAUAAGCCUACUUUUCCAGCACCAAAAAUGUGCUGAAAAAGCCGCCCUCGGCUUAUAUUUGAGUGAGGCGGGCAGCAGCGGAGAAAGGCACAGGACCGGGGGUUCGGAGAAGCGCUGCACUGCGACUCUCCGAACCCCUGUCCUAUGCCUGCUCUGUGUGAGGCAGCAGGGAGGGAGAAGCGGCGAGGAAGGGAUUCUUCCUCGCCGCUUCCCCCAUCCCGCCACCGACAGCUGGGAAAGGCAUAGGAUGGUAUUUAUUUUUAUUUUUGAAAUUUACCAGUAGCUGCUGCUGCAUUUCCCACCUUCGGCUUAUACUCGAGUCAAUAAGUUUUCCCAGUUGUUGUUUUUUUAGGUAAAAUUAGGUGCCUUGGCUUAUAUUCGGGUCGGCUUAUACUCGAGUAUAUACGGUGUGUGUGUGUGUGUGAGAGAGAGAGAGAGAGAGAUCAGUUUUUCCGAUAUCAUUCCAAUAACAGCCUUAUUCAAACAAUGCCAGUUUUAUCCAAUUAAUACAAUUAUUAAUACCGAUUAUUUAAAUACCAAAUUAUACAAUUUAGUUAAAGUGGCCCCCUAAUGUGUUAGAUUUGAUGGCUUCCUUCCUUAAUUAUAACUAAUAAUAAUUAGUCCAGGGGGUGGCACUGCCUGUUAGCUUCCUCCAGUCAGUCUAAGUUUCGCUGUUGCAGAACUUUGCAAGGAGGAGGAGGAGGGUGGGCAUAAAACUUGAAUGAGUUGGCUCUGCCUGUCAUUGGCUCUGGCUCUGCCUACUGUUGGUCUCCUUGCCUUCUGCCUCACUGGUCCCAAGGGCCACCAGCCACCACCAACACUCCACACCUGUUGCAGGCCCCAUUUUGUAUUCUUAUACAAAACAAAUAGGCAAAUUCAUGGAAGAUGGGCCAGGCAACAGUUGUUUGCAGCAUCAGUUAAAUGGAACAUUCAUAUGCAGAGACUUGUCUACCUGAGACCCCCCCUGAAUUCUCAGGAAUAAGCCAUGGGAGGUGUUUUGUUCUGUGAGCAACCAGAUAGAUCUUGUCUGGCUGCAACAGGAGAAAGGCUGGGCCUCAUUUUAAAUUAAGUUAUCCAUUGAUUUUAUUAUCCUUUUACACAGCCUUUAUGAAAAUCAGUAUGGUGGUGUAUAACAAAUCAAAACCUAACAACAAACCAUAAUAUGAACUAAUUAAAAAUAAAAUUUUGCAAAUGUUAAAUGCUCAGGUUUUUAAAAUAAUAUGUUUAUUCAUUUUCAUUCUUCACAUCACGCAUAAAACAUAAGUCAAAACACAUUAACCAUGUUGCUUAAAAACAUCAAAUAAAAUUAUUACAAAUCACUCCAAGAAAUAUUUCCAUAUAUUACCAUGAGAACUCAGUCUUCUUCAUAUCAUCCAAAAACGGUUGCCACGCAAUAUAGAAAAGCUGUUGGUUAGAAUUCCCUUUGGUAGCACAAAUCUGGCACAUCUGCUUUUCAGCCAGGGCUAUUGUCCAUGCUAUGGAGUACAGUACCACACUUCAGUUUUCAGGCCCAAGAGCAUGGCUAUUUCCAUGUUUUCCACUGUGAGGAGGAACAUUAAAAGUUCUUCAUGAACAAUUGGUGGAGUAGAUAUGUCCUUUGUUUCAAGUAAAGCAAGUUAGAGGGUAAGGUUGUAGGUCCGCUUUUCAAUUUUUUAAAUAUCAAAACCCAAAAUGGGUAAACAGAUUUGCAAAACCAUCCAAAUACAUGUAAGAUCCAGUCUUCCCACCUCCCUUCCAACAGGUUGAUGUUGCCCCUGGUACCUUGUGGGCUAUUCGCAAGCAGAAAAUAUAUCACCUACAGUAUGUAUGCAUUUCAAAGAGAAUUCCAUUAAUUGGACCGAAACUGUUUUAAAAUGUCCUCUCCCCCCCCCCAAAAAAAACCUCAAAGCGUUUUCCAUUUUCCAUUAGAGAUUAUUGCUUCAAGGUCCAUUUCCCAGGAAUUUUUGUGGCCAUAAGAUGGCCAAAUUCUACCUCAAUUAAUAUUUUGUAUAUGGUUGGUACUUCACCCACUGAUGUAGCAGGAACAAUUUUUUCUCCACACAUUUUGUUUUAAUUGAUACUCAUCAAAAGAUGUACAAAAGUUUAUACCCAUUACAAAACAUGUUUUUAUUAUAUACCAGAAUAAAAGAAAUAUUUUAAAAAUCUAAUUUAAAAAAACAGAAGCAAAGAGAAGGGAGAAGGAAAAAAGAAACACAAGAAAUAAAAAGAAAAGAAAAUUUAAAAAGGGGGGGGAGACUUCUGAUUCUCUUGUCAGCUAAAUAUAGCAACUAGUUCAAAGUAUUCACUCAAAUUGACAUCCAACUAUUCUAUUUUCUAUAAGCCAACAUUUUCUCAAUCUUCAAAUCCAGAUAUUACAAGUUCAUUUUCUCUUUCACGCAAAAAGUCCAUAAGAAGUUUCCAGUCUUUAAUAAAUGUCAACAAAGAAUUUUCUCUGAUUGUUCUCUGUAGCAGGGACAUUGACCAUAAGUUGUUCAAAAGCAGUCAACUCUCGGUCUGCUUGAAUGGCUAUACAUGGUUUUAACAGAAAGAAAAACAAUUGAUUAAAAUUAGACCAUGACCAUGUUACAUUGGGAAUGUUAGCCAAAAUCUGUGCUUUCUGUAGGGGGGCGGUGGGAACAUUAAAAUCUCAAGUCUAUAGAAAACUGCUUGGUUUUUUGUUUUUGUUUUAACUGUGCCUUGAUACCUUUCCUAACAACAGAGACGUGGGUGGGUGUGAUUGCAUUCCUUCAUCUCGGGGUGAUGGAGGAAAAAGCUCUCCCCCACAUGCCUGUCAAGUGGGCCUCUGCUGGCAGUCAUAUCUUCAUAAGGGUCUCUCCUGCAGCUCUUAACAAGUGGGCAGGUUCAUAAUGAGGCAUGCAGCCCCAGAGGAACUAAGCCGCUUAGGGCUUUAAACAUCUACUCCUGAGCCUGGGGAACAACUGCUUGGCCAUUACAUUUUGCAUCAUUUGAAGCGCUGCACAGACCAGACAGUCGUCUAGGAUAGCUCCACAUAACUCAGUUUGCAGUAAUCCGAACAGCAAUGCAGUGAGGGCAUGGAUAACUAGUGCUAAAUCAGACUGACACAAGAGACAUAAUCAUUGGUACACUAAAAUGCCCUGGUGUAAAUGUACUCCUUGCAACCACAGCUGCCAGUAUCAAGGAGCACCCCUAAUCUACAAAGCUGAUGGCUCAAGGGGGAGUACAACCCUUUCCACAGCAGGUCAGACCCUAGUCCCUGAGGCAGACUGACGAAACAGCACCUCCACCUGUCAGGGGUUAUGGGAGUUGUCACAUAGCGACAUCCAGGGGGCCACAGUUUAGCCUCUUCUGAUGUCAAUGGCUAUGACAAAAAGGGACAGUGGUGGAGCUGAGGUAUUACUUUCAACCAUUAACAAGUUUCAACCAUUAACCUCCAGAAAGUGCUGGAUCAGGCCAAAGGGUCCAGCGUCUUGUUCUCACCAUGACCAAACAAAUGCUUCAGUGGGAAACUCUCCCUUCCUGCAGUUUCCAGCAACUGGUUUUCCAAAGGAUGUUCCCACAGGGGUGCAGCCACCAUGGCUAGUAGCAGUACUACAUUCAGGGCUUUUUUCAGGGGGAACUCACAGGAACUCAGUUCCAGCACCUCUCAGGCAUACCCUCCAACAUUUCUCCGAUGUCCCCUUUCAUAAUGAUUAUCCUACUAUAUAUACCCCACACAUAUUACUGGGUUGCCCCAGCCACUCUGGGCAGCUUCCAACAUAUAUAAAAACAUAAUGAAA